AUGGAGUGCAAGUCGUCUCUGAUUCUGCUUUGUCUAUCUGUAAUUUUCACUGAGGUGAUUUCAACUCAAGACAAUGGUAAGUGCUGACCAUUAAGGUUUAGCUCUAGUAUCGGGUAAUGCCAUAAUUUGCUGUAAACCACUGGCUCUUAAAGCGUUUGUCUGAGGAGCAGGUGUCAUUUUUAAUUUGGAGGAAACGUCUUUUUAAAUAUUACAUUUGGAAAGAUCAGACUUUUUAUAACAUGAAGGUGAGAUUGAAGUUAUCCUGACUGUUAUAUUUUAUUUGUAAGUUCUAUAAUAUUUGAUGCUUCCUUAUCAAACAUGAACAGUCUAUAGUUACGUCUACAUCAUAGUAUUAGUGAUUUGCUGCUGGAAAGAACUGUUCAGGGAAAAUAGUUUUAGUGAGAACUGUUUUUAUUUGUUUUGGACUGAAGGUUCGAUACACAUCAACUGUUGAAUCUGUUAUUUGUCCAUGCAGUGUGUUCUAGACCCCAGCUGUCUGACAACAUUCAGCUUGAAGGGCUCCAGAGGUACUUUCGCCCCGGUGCAGAAUUAGCCCUGUCCUGUAAACAGGGAUUCACCCCCAUUUCAGGCCCUCUGAGGAUCGUCUGUGCUGCCAGUGGACAAUGGACCAGCACCAAAUUAAAGUGCAUACGUAGGUCACUUUUAUCCUAGUGAGAACUUGUGACAGAUCAAUUAGUGCUGCAUAUUAAAGUUUUUUUUUAACCCUACGUUUCUGGUAGGGUAACCAUAUUGACAGACAUUGGUAAUAUAUUUUUCUGUUGUCUAUGAAGAAAGAUAAUGUUUUGAUAUGGUAUAUUAAAAAGCAAUUCCCGUUUGAAGAGGAAUGUUUAUCCAGCAUCUGUCUUUUCAACCAAUACUACAGUACACUACAUAAGCUAUUUGUAUUGCAAAUAUCAUUCAGUUUAAUCCGGCAAUAGUCGCCUACAGCUGAAAGAACAAUAGCAUGGCUCUCCACUUCAUGAGUACAUUGUUAUCAAAGAAAAACUGAUGUCUGAAUUUCUUUCUUUACAGCAAAACGGUGUCCUUAUCCUGAUGACUUAACUAACGGAGAGAUGUACUAUGAGGAUGUUGUGUACCAAAGCACAAUCAACUAUACUUGUAAUGAAGGGUAAAACAUCUUUCUGAAUUCUAGUAUGUGGUAUGGACUGUUUGGCCUCCCGUUGUCACUUCUCUGUCCUACAGGUCUAUCCAACAGAGGAUAUACUUGUUUAUAUAGUGCAAACUGUACAGAUUUGUCAGUGCCAGUUACAAUCAAAACAAACAGAGCUAACUGCUGAAAUCACAUUAUUGUAGACAGCUUAAACAUCAACAUGUGAGCUGAAUUUUGACUUUCUUUUUUUAUCAUAUCAGUGUAUUAAAUGUGUGUGAUCAUGACCUGACUGAUAGAUUCUGCUCAGGUACACGUUAAAUGGAGAAAGAUCUGCUGUGUGUCUUGCCAAUGGAACAUGGAGCACACCAGUGCCAGAGUGCACAGGUAUGUUAUCGAUAGCCGACAAUAAAAAGGAAAGUUGGUUGAGAUUUUUACAUUUUAAAUGUUUCAGUAUUUUAAAACACAUUGAAUACAUUAAACGGAAAUUUUCAAAAUCACUUGCAAUUUUUUGGGAAACAUAAAAAGCUGUUUAUUUUUGCAACAUAGUGCUAACAUUUUAGAUACAAAACACCUUGUUAGCUGCGAUUGUACCUGUUGAUAAAGUUAGAUUGGUUGUAGUCAUAUCACUACUGAUGGAUGCUGGGAUGUCAGUACUCCACCUGCUUUUGCCUUUCACAAGGACUGUUUCCUGCAUGCAUCAAAGCCUGCUGAUGAUAGUGUAUGCAUUCAUGGAUAUGGAGCGACACCUAAACUGUAAUUCUCUUCCUCCUCUCGUAGUUGUUACCUGUGGUCUGGCUCCGAUCCCACUGAAUGGAUUGAUAAUUUAUGACAGGAGGAUUAGAGGGAACAGCACUGAGUUUGGUGUGCAAGGGACAUACAAGUGCCGGCCUCCAUUUGUCCUUAUUGGUGAGGCAAGAGCCGAGUGCACUGUGAGUGGCAACUGGACCAAAACACCUAAAUGUCAAGGUAUGAAAGUUGGUAAACCAGGAAUUUCAAUACCGUUAUUGGAAAUGGGUAUAGACAGAAAACUUUGAGUCUGGGUUUAUAUGUCUUUACAACUCCAAUAUAUAGUGUGAAUGUAAGUGUCUCUCUUUCAGUUGUGACCUGCCCGCCUCCCGAAAACAUAGACAGAGGCUAUAUGUCGGUCGAUGAAGAGAGAGAGUAUGACUACAUGGAAACCGUCAAAUAUGGCUGUCAUGGGGACUAUGUUCUUGAGGGAAGCUCAGAGAUUGUUUGUCAGCAAAAUGGGAACUGGUCUGACAAACCAUCAUGCAAGGGUAAGAUGACCAACAAUGUGACUGUCAUCUUUGAAUAAAGAGUCUACAGAGGUGAAAGAACUAAACCCCCCUUUUUAAGGGUUUUGCUUUUCGAGGAUGGUCUUAAAAUCCCAGUUUGGGUCUUGUUUAAUCUGUCAUAUUAUUAAAAAAAAUAGAUCUGUAAUCCUACAAAUCUUCUGAUCUGUUAAUUAACUAUGAUGAGUAUUACUCCCCAAACACAAAAUCAUGUUACCAGUCAAACGAAAUACUGUGAAUACCCAUUUUUAAUGUUAUGCCCUUCCUGCAUGAUUCUACUUCUUUUGACUAUCAGCUCCUUGCAGUGUUGACAUACGGGGUGCAAGGAUCAUCUACAGAGGACGGAAAAUGUGGAUCAGAGACCUGAAUCCUAAGAAAGUCUUGCACAAUGAAAUAAUUUCCGUCUUCUGCAAAGACAAGACCAGAAAGUGUGGUUAUGCAGUGCCAACCCAGUGCAUCGAUGGACAACUCAGAAUCCCAGACUGCUUUGAAGGUAGUAGAAAUCUAAAUUACAAAGUACAUAAAAUUUUUACACAAGUUCCAGUUAGGCCUACUUGGCAACUGAAUAAUUUGCUCCUGCUGUGAUAUCAGUUGAAAUUUAAUUUUUAACAAUCCAAAGACUGGCUUUGGGAUAUGACAUGAACAAUAAAACACCCUGCUGUGAAGUAUGUGUGUUCAUACUAAAGUUAGUGCAAAACUGCAAACCUUUUCUUCAUGUGUAUGCUUUUAUUUUUAUCCUAGAGUCCAGCGCCUUUGGCCACAUCCUGCACUCAAGUUCACUUCCAUCAGAAAUCCAACAGUGUUGA
Messenger RNA from Xyrichtys novacula (pearly razorfish), 3209 nucleotides. Lineage: Eukaryota; Metazoa; Chordata; Actinopteri; Labriformes; Labridae. The record is from the annotation of a GenBank genome assembly.